Bombus huntii is the source of this 2683-nucleotide messenger RNA. RefSeq names its product sphingomyelin phosphodiesterase 4. The transcript is spliced from 14 exons. Lineage: Eukaryota; Metazoa; Arthropoda; Insecta; Hymenoptera; Apidae. The coding region runs from base 159 to 2528 and encodes 789 amino acids. Gene Ontology annotation, biological process: glycerophospholipid catabolic process; ceramide biosynthetic process; sphingomyelin catabolic process. The record is from RefSeq and is a predicted model, not a curated record. Gene Ontology annotation, molecular function: sphingomyelin phosphodiesterase D activity.
CAUAAAAUUCCUAAAAUCUUGGGAGAUUCUGCUAGGGAAAAAAUUUCUUAUGGUGGUAAAUAUUGCAACUUAAUUUGUGUAUAAAGCGCGAAUUAAGUCAGUUAUACUUUUAUAAAUGUUAUUUCUAACAAUUCACGUAAACUCGAUCAAAUACAGACAUGGCUGCAUCCUCAGACGUUGCUACGAUCAAACUACAAAGAUACAUAAAUAUGCCAUUGGUACAAAGAUGCAAGGAAAUAGCAACGCUGAUAGAUGAAUCAAGCACAACAGAAUUGCAACAUGUAUUUUCCAUAUUAGUAGACUCGCUGUUUGGAAUAACUGACAACAUUGGUUGGGGACUACAUAGCAUCACUUUUAAAAAAAAUCCACAGGAGCAUGAAACGCUUUAUAACUUUCUUAAUCCACAAGGACCAGUUUUUUCUUUAUGUUAUAAGUUAUUGCCAGAUUGUUACUUGAAAUAUAACUUCCCAGUUUCAUUUUUACCUGUAAAGAUACGUUCGAUGUUAGAGGAAGGAGUAAUACCCCCAUUUUAUCUAGACAAAAUUAGAGAUGACCAGGGCACACGUGGUGUAUCUGCUUUAAAUAUGAAUCCCUUUGAAUAUUAUAUCUUCCACUUUGCAUAUCAUUUGACAAAUCCCUGGCUGCAGGUGCAGCAACAGGAGAAUAUUUGGAUCAAUUGGGAAACUGUUUACGUUCAAUUAGCACACUGUUAUUUAUACCAUUUUCUACCUAAAGAUAAUUCUCCAGUUCUGCCAAUAAUUAGUCCAUACAUUAGGAAAACACCUCAACGGAAAUUAGUACAAUCACCCGAAUCUAAAAGAAAUUAUUACAGAAUGCAAACACCGCGACUUUUGAGAACGUCGAUAUUAUCACCAGGAUCUCCGAAUUCUACAACGAGCGUACCACAGCAACAAUGUUUACCGCAAGUUUGGAGAAGUGAAACCGUAGUGCAAGUAUUUCUCGACUUUUGGGUAGAAUACAUAGAAGAUGAUCAAUUAAAUCCACGAAUAAGCACAUCAUAUUCUGCGUCCGUUCCACGUCGACACAGCAUCCAUUCCGGAGAGCAUAUACGUUUAGUGCGAGCAUUUAUAAAAACUUUGCACGAAUUUGCAAAUAGCACGAUAGGCGACAAAAGUGCGAUGGAUGAACUUAAACGAAUUAUUUUGCCUUCUGUUCAAGGUAAAAUCUACACAUUCCUUCGGAAAGCCAUACAUCAUUGGCCAUUAGAUAGUUCCUUUAGAUUGAUUCUUGAAGCUUGGUUAAGUUUUAUUCAACCAUGGAGAUAUUUCCCUAGUAUAACGUAUACUAAGGAAGGUAAAGCAGAAGAGGAAGAGAGAGGAAAGAUACAUGAUGCAUAUAGAUGGAUGCCUUUCAUAGCACAUAAUCUACUAGCCUACACAGCUAUAUUUCAACAAUUACUUCCACGAUUUAUGAGAACAGAUCUUGUAGCUCCAAAGAAUGCGUUAAUGUUAUUCAGAGUUACAAAAGUUUUUUCGCAACCGUUUUUAGCAAAAAUAAUAUGCGAAAUAGAAAGUCACAUGGAUGAUGUUGGAUUAAGAAGUCGAGUAUCUACAAAUCAAUGGACUUCAACUGUACGACAACAAAUUUUAGAGCUUGAAGGACCGACAUACCAAUACGUUCUAAUGUUUUCUAUGGCUACUAUUUCACAGGUCGUAUGUCUAUUAGGCACAAUUAAACAAGCACAUUUAACAGCAACUAGUUUAAUCGAUGCAUUGGAAAAGAAGAGAAAAAACAGACCAUUUCUGUUAGCGCUAUGGGAAUUUUUUAAUGGCGAAGACUAUUCUUCGGAUGAUAUUGGUAUAGAAGAAAGGCGUCGUGUUCCUGUUUAUCUAGCGAAUGCACAGCAACAGUUAAUUGAGAUUUUCGAGAUUAAAGUAGAAGACAUUCCUCAGGUAGCUAUUGAAGCUGACCAAGAAUACCACGAGAGUAUUCUAUCGACAUCCUUCUGUCACCAAUCACAAAUGGACUCUAGUUUAGAUACAAGCAAACCAGGUGUUUUUGUACCUAAUCAGAAAGAUAGACAGACAUGUCAAUAUAUCGAAUACAUGGGAGAUCCGGAAUUGCAACCAGUUCGAAGUAACGAAUGCGCGUUACUUGUUAGAAAUUUAUAUAAACUCUGUACAUACAUAAAUGUGAAGUACCGACAUAAGAUAACUAAGAUGUACCAUCGACGUGGUUUCUUCGGCAGCAUUUGUCGACAGAUAUUACAAUCACCAACGAAAGUCGUGAAACUACCAAAAAGAACACAAACUGGGUUGUCCAGCGGAUACGAGGAACGCAUUCCGCCUCGACUUAGUUUACGUCCGUUAGCUAAUUAUAGUCUACUCGUAAUCAUAAGUCUUGGAGUAUUUAUUGCCUGGUUUACAAAUUAUGGAGUCUUCACGGUCCUUGGGUUCGCCUUUGCUCUAUGGUUCGUAUACAUAAUAAUACGAGCAACGUUGGAACCAUGGACACGAUCAAACAGAAACACAUUCAGGGCUAAUACUACGGCAUUUUCUAUGAACUAAUCAAUCAUAAAAUUAUUUUAUUGUAUACAAAUUAACUUGCAUCACUGUAUAAUAUUUCAUAAUUUCAAAUAUCUAUUUAUAUAAGGAUAUAUAAUGUUUAAAAUUUUGAUAAUUUAAAGACAAUUUAAAGAAUUUGACAUACAUGAUUUUUUAAA